Messenger RNA from Cheilinus undulatus (humphead wrasse), 1722 nucleotides. RefSeq names its product gap junction alpha-9 protein-like. Bases 244 to 1722 code for a protein of 492 amino acids. The transcript has a single exon. Gene Ontology annotation, cellular component: connexin complex. NCBI's taxonomy places the organism in Eukaryota, Metazoa, Chordata, Actinopteri, Labriformes, Labridae. The record is from RefSeq and is a predicted model, not a curated record. Gene Ontology annotation, biological process: cell communication.
AUGACAGCAUGACAUGACAGUAAACCAACUUUUCAUCCAGAGAAGACAAGAAAAAUAAGCUGAGACGUCUGACACUGACAUGAAAGGGAAGAAAAUAAAAUGUACUGAUGUGAAAAUUGUUUGAUGUAGUGUUAAGAGGGUUCUUAAAACUUCUAAAUAUCAAAGCUCCAUCAUUGGUCAGACUCUUCUGACAAGCUGAACUUUUUUUUUACGUCUUUUGUUGCAGAACUGCCAAAGUAAAAAAUGGGAGACUGGAACUUCCUUGGGGGGAUUUUGGAGGAGGUACAUAUCCACUCCACCAUGGUGGGGAAGAUCUGGCUGACCAUCCUCUUUAUUUUCCGGAUGCUGGUGCUGGGCGUAGCAGCAGAAGACGUCUGGAACGACGAGCAGUCUGACUUCAUCUGCAACACGGACCAACCUGGCUGUCGAAACGUCUGCUAUGACCAAGCCUUCCCUAUUUCCCUCAUUCGUUACUGGGUUCUGCAAGUGAUCUUUGUGUCUUCACCCUCACUAGUGUACAUGGGACAUGCAAUCUACCAGCUGCGAGCUCUGGAGAAGGAGCGGCACCACAAGAAGGCAAACCUGCGGCGGGAGCUGGAGGCGGUGAACGUGGAGGUGGUGCGGAAGAGGAUUGAGAAGGAGAUAAGACAGCUAGAGCAGCAGAAGCUAAGCAAAGCUCCGCUUAGAGGAUCCCUGUUGUGUACUUACAUGCUUCACGUUGUCACUCGCGCUGUUGUCGAGGUAACAUUUAUGUUUGGACAGUAUGUCCUCUAUGGACACCGUCUGCUGCCACUUUACAAGUGUGAGAGAGAGCCAUGCCCAAAUGUGGUUGACUGCUUUGUCUCCAGGCCCACAGAGAAAACCGUUUUCAUGAUGUUCAUGCAGGUGAUCGCCUGCAUCUCCCUCUUCCUCAGCCUUCUUGAGAUGUUACACUUAGGAUUUACAAAGAUCAAGAAGGCCAUCCUUGAGUACUACCCCCAUCUGAAGGACGAUAAAGAUGAUUUUUAUGUCAGUAAGCCUAAAAAGGAAUCAGUUGUGCAUCAAGUGGGCAUGGGCACAACUGUGAGUCGCAAAACUACAAUCCCCACAGCUCCAUGUGGGUACACGUUACUGUUGGAGAAGCAGGGCAAUGGACCCAACUUCCCUCUUCUUAAUGCCUCUUCUGCAUUCGUCCCAAUACAAGGAGACACUGGAGAACAACCAGAGAGCCAAAAGGACAUCAAGGAGGGGGUGCCGAGCCCCACAGAGCAGAACAGCAACUCCAACAGAACGGGUAGUGACACGCACUCUCCUCCUGCAGACAAACAAGACGAGGCAGAGGAGCAGUCCCAACAUGAGGACAUGGACUGUGAGAGCUCGGAGUAUCCCACCUUCCCUGUAGCAGACACAUCCUGUGCAGCUAGCUAUGACAGGAAGUCACGGAAGGUCAGUCCGCCAUGGAAUUGCUCCACUCUGAUGGAGGGGACCAGCUCAGACAGCGGAGACUCUUACCCCGGGAGAGAAAUGAAGUUUGGCGGUGGCGGCGCCAGAUCGAGGAUGUUCUUUAAAGCAGACGUUAAAAGGUCGAGCAGGUCGCAGAGCGAAGACUCUUCAGGGGAGCUGAGCUCUAUGUCUCGACACAGCCGGGAAAGCAACAGCCCCACCAUGUCCUCUCCAAACCGCAGAGUGUCAGCGGGGAGCAGCGCCAGCAGCAGACGAGCCCCAACUGACCUGCAGAUAUAA